UCGAGGAGCUGAGUCCAGAGGGCUACACGGUCCACAACCCAUGGCCGCUAACCUCUUCCAGUUGUCCUGGAAUGACGAGUUGGCCAGGAUUGCUCAGGCUUGGGCGUUCCAGUGCCAACUGUCCAGUGAAUGUUAUGAAUGUCGUGCCCCUGUCACGAGACCCUACACAUUCACGGGUCAGAACGUACACCAGCUAUCGGGUGCUCCUACACGUCGGUCUACCGAUAAUCUAAGUCAGGUUAAGGAAUGGAAAGCUGUUAUUGAGAGCUGGUACAGCGAAGUGGUCUACGUCGACGAAAGCCUAGUCCGUUCAUACGCGCCCGUCUCUCAGAACAAGAGUAUCGGGCACUACACGCAGAUGUUAUGGGCGUCCACGUAUGAAAUCGGUUGCGGACAAGUAACGUUCGGCCCAUGCAUGGAGUUGGUGAACAACGCUCCAGCCUUUCUAGAAAAAUGUCAACUUUUCGUAUGCAACUACGGACCUGCCGGGAACCAAAUCACGCAUCCCGUUUACAGUAUCGGGCCAGCAGGCACCAUGUGUCCAUACGGGACUUCUUCGCAGUACAACGAGCUCUGCAUAACUCCUCCUAAAUCAACGAAUUGAUUUCACCUUUUCAAUUGUUAAAAAGGUUUGGACAUAUCAGAUGAAUAUUCUUAAUCCAGAAUUUUGAGUCGGGUAUGCUUGACUGCUAACUCCUUGCGCUGCUACUCGUACCCAGAAAAAUAUUUUUUAUUAUAAACUCUGAAUCUUUGUGUACACAAAUAUUUAAUAAAAAUUCAGUGUAUGAAUGUUGUUCGACUAAUUUUCUCCAUAUUUAAAUUUUAGUGACAAUUUUCCUCUUAGAGCUACUGAAAUUGAAGGA
Messenger RNA from Hyalella azteca, 863 nucleotides. Its product is annotated as scoloptoxin SSD976. The transcript is spliced from 4 exons. Gene Ontology annotation, cellular component: extracellular region. The record is from RefSeq and is a predicted model, not a curated record. NCBI's taxonomy places the organism in Eukaryota, Metazoa, Arthropoda, Malacostraca, Amphipoda, Hyalellidae. The coding region runs from base 41 to 604 and encodes 187 amino acids.